CAUCCCCAGUUGAGGAUCAAAGACAGCUAACAUAAUGCUCGCUGUGGGGUAGAGAAGCGUGUUUGAUUGUUGUGCGAUAAUCCAUGUAUUGUCCACUAGAACGUCCCGAGGAUGUCAAGGUGAACUCAAGGCCGUCAGCUUUGAUGAGCUGCUUCCAAGAGCAAGGAACAUUUCACCCGCGCACGACAGACGACGUCGUCCGCUAAAAUGCGCCUGAAGUGCGCGUGACUACCGUGGCGCGGAAACAAGAUGGCGCAUGCUCGCUCUUGGAACUCAGUGUCGAUACCCUGAAGCGAAGCUUAUUUAGUGACUUUAGAAGUCACGAGCGAAUGCUUGGUGAACCGUGCUUUCAGCUGCCGUAGCUAUGGAAACGAUCCGCCAUCAGUCGCAUGGGCAGCCACUGGUGGCCACAAAAAAGCUUGUAUUUGAAAUCGUCUGCGGCAAUUGGCUGACUUUAUAUGUCUACGUGUGAAGGAGUGAGAGGAGGCAUGAAGCGGGCCUUCUGUAUCGAGGUGGUGCUGACCCAACGCACUCUCCCAGACCACGUGAUAGUCGCGCGUGAUAUAUAUCUCAAUGCCACCGCCAGCAGGCAUCAUUCUUCCAACCACUUCAGAGCAAUUUAUAGGGCGACAUAUGAGGUACCUUUAUCUGCUCCCGCAAAGAGGCUGGUGCUGUUCGUCGCCGACGGACUGCGAGCUGACAAGCUUUUCGAACUUCAGCAAAACGGAUCAUCUCGGGCUCCUUACCUGAGAUCAGUUAUAACGGGAAAAGGCACAUGGGGUAUAUCUCACACAAGAGUGCCAACAGAGUCACGGCCUGGUCACGUAGCUCUCAUAGCUGGCUUCUACGAAGAUGUCAGCGCUGUCACCAAAGGAUGGAAAACAAACCCCGUGGACUUCGAUUCAGUAUUCAACAGGAGCGAGCAAGUGUGGGCGUGGGGAGCUUAUGACAUCCUGCAUUUGUUUACGAAAGGAGUCCGUGGGAAGCACAUUGUUGCUCAUGCGUAUGAUUCUGACAACAUUGACUUCGCAGAUGAGGAUGCCUCCAGGCUGGAUAGCUGGGUUUUCGAUCAAUUCGAGGAAUUUUUACAGCUUGCUGCUAAGAACGAUUCAUUGGCCAAGCAGCUGAACCAAGAGAAAAUUAUCUUCUUCCUACAUUUAUUAGGCUUGGAUACAAAUGGACAUGGCCACAACCCUGAUUCCAAGGAAUAUUACGAAAACAUUGCUCUGGUGGACAGGGGCAUCCAAAGAACAGUUCAGCUCAUUGAGAAAUUUUUUGGCGAUGAUGGGAAAACGGCAUUUAUAUGCACCUCAGACCAUGGGAUGACCGACUGGGGUAACCAUGGUGCUGGCGACCCAACUGAGACUGAAACGCCAAUUGUUGCCUGGGGAGCUGGUGUCACACAUCCAAGACUAUCAGGAAAGGAUGUAUACUAUGAUGGUUAUGCUGAAGCUUGGAACCUGACAAUGUUCAGAAGAGUAGAUGUCAAUCAAGCGGAUGUUGCUCCUCUUAUGGCAGUGCUGAUUGGUGUGCCAAUUCCAGUUAACUCUGUGGGAUUGUUGCCAGUUGAAUAUCUAGGCACAGAUUGGCACUUCAAAGCUAUGGCUCUUCUAACAAAUGCAAGACAGAUUUUAGCCCAAUACAAGCAGCAGAAGCAUAAUGUUCAACUGCACAGUUUGUCCAUGUUCUUCAGGCACUAUAGGGAGCUCAUGCCGAAGCGACAGGUUGAGCUUACUGAUAUGGUAGAAACACUGUUGAAACAGGCAAGAUACAAGGAAGCGAUACAAGUAAUAGAAAAAUUUAUUGAACUUUCUCUGAAAGGACUUACUUAUUACCAAAGAUACGACAGAGUCACAUUGAGCAUAGCUGUAGCCCUCGGCUUUCUCUCAUGGAUAGCAGUUGGAUGCUUACUGCUACUGCGGUUUUAUACUGGUGUCAUGUCAGUAAAGUCCCUUGAGAGCCAGUCUCACAGAGCACUAUCCAAGCAACGAGGAAAAAUCAAAUUACUUCUUUGUUCUCUGGUGGUGUUUCUUUUCUCAACAGUGCUACUUUAUGUACAAGACGCUCCCUUCAUGUACUAUUUAUAUUUCUCAAUCCCUAUUUUGCUGGGAACAGUUGCAUUGUAUGAGAAUGAUGUUUACUAUGAAGCUAAAACAUACAUGAGACGCACUGAGGUGAAGUUGUGGUUUCUGGCUCUUGGUCUGCUAGCAGCUUUUGGUCUGGAACUGUUGGUGAUUGCAUUUUUUUACCGUGGAGUCAUGUCAAUUGGUUUGCUAUUGAUAGGAGCAUGGCCUUUUGCAACAACUGUUUCAAAGAAAGUGAGUAUAAUGUGGCUAAGUGGAUGCAUUGUACUCAGCAUAUUUCCAUUGCUGCCUGUUGUGGGAAGGCAACAGAAUUACACCCUUGUCACUUUGGCUGGAUGGCUGAGCAUCGUUAUUCUUGGUUACUGUGCAAGAAGACCUGAGCUAGGACUUGUUCGAAAUAGCCGCCAGAUAGCUAAGGAACCUCAGCGAGUUGUAAUCAUCACAGUUGUGCAGAUUAUACUAAUAUGGGUAGCAAUUACAAUUGUACGGAGCACGGCAGACAGUAUAGAACAGAAAGCUGGCCUACCAAUGGUUAACCAGGUACUGUCUUGGGUUCUGCUAGUUCUUUCACCUACACUGUGCUUCUUUUCCUCAACUAGCCUUUUUAACAGGCUUCAGAAUAUUAUGCUAUCACUGUUGGUGCCAUUUCUUUUGACAUGUAUAUCAUAUGAGGGACUGUUCUUUCUUGCACUUUGUUUUGUAAUGUUUCUCUGGAUAUGUAUUGAACAUGAGUUAUCAGGAUCAGGACACAGACUUCAAGACAUGACCUUUGAACCACGAAGUACAAUUUCAUCUUCAACAUCCCUGCCAUACCAUAUCAAGCUGGAUGAUGUUAGGAAAGCUUUCUUUUUUAUAUUCUUUAUGUUCGUCUCCUUCUAUGGGACUGGAAACAUUGCUAGUCUGAACAGCUUCUCUAUUUCCAGCUUCUAUUGUUUCAUGACAGUGUUCAGGCCAUUCUUAAUGGCUACUGUAUUGCUAAUCAAGGUCUUAAUUCCACUCCUGAUUGUGAGCUGUGCAUUCAGGGCAUUAUUGCAAACAAUCUGUGUAUCGAACACUGCAUUGUUCUUGCUGGUAAUGAUUAUGUCAGACUUCAUGGCCUUGCACUUUUUCUUCCUGAUAAAAGACAACGGAAGUUGGCUGGAUAUUGGCAUGUCAAUUAGUCAUUAUCUCCUGGCAAUGGGAAUGUCCAUCUUCACUGCAAUGUUUCACGGACUGGCAUGGUUUUUAACUUCAUUCACGUUGCAUCUAGGAGGUCGUAAUUUUAAACGUCAUUUUUUGUGACACUUUCUUUUACUAGUGUCAGAAAAGCAGUUUGACAAGAUCACACAUCAACAAACUGUGUAGUACAUGUCAAUGUACAUAUUUCAUGAUGUCUUCUGACAUGGGACUUUUUUCACAGAACCAUGGCAUGCAGUUAGGAAUGCGAUGAAUAGUGAAGGUUGAUUUCCAGCUAUCCCAGACCUGAGCAUGAAAAUGAUGAAAGAGAUGUAAGUAGAAGUGAUUUUCUUUUCCUGAAAAUUACAAAAAUAUAAAGUUUUGAGAAACAUCAAUGAAGAAUGAAAGCAUCAAUCCCAUCGCAUACAUCUCCUUUCACUAUUCCUCGCAAUCUGUCUUGAAAGAAAGUUUGGUCCGACUUCUGCAGUUUGAUAGUUCUUGAUGAAUCUGGAGCAGAUCAAAAUGUAGCAUUUUCAAAAUCAAGUGGUCUCUUUCAAUCUCUUUGUGAUCCAGUGAUCUCUUUGUGAUCUUUGUGUGUGUUGCAAAUGAGCAUCUACAGCAAAUGAUCUCAAAGUACAGUAAAGUGGGAAUGAAUGUGUGCACUAAGGAGUGUUGUGACAAGGAUCUGAUUUGUGACGCCUUUUCAGAACCGUAGACCAGCCAUUUGUACGCUUAGAGAUUGUACGACCUUUAACUUAACAUUGUGAAACCACUAUUGUCAGAAAUUUUGGAGCAAACAAUAUUCUAUAAACCCUCAUUAAUUUGAAUUUGCAUGACAAAGCAUAGGGUUCAAUAGAAGAAACCACUUGUUACUCGGUGCACCAACCAGAGUUGGGGAAAUUACUUUUAUUUUGUGAUUCAUUGCCAUUACUCAUUGUUGAGAAACCACAACGAAGAAUGGACUGAUGGUGCACGCAGUUAGCGCUCUCUGUAGUUCUAUUUGAUUUUGGUUUUGAUUAGUAAACAUUUGAAUGUGG
Ornithodoros turicata is the source of this 4276-nucleotide messenger RNA. RefSeq names its product GPI ethanolamine phosphate transferase 1-like (gene PIG-N). The record is from RefSeq and is a predicted model, not a curated record. Lineage: Eukaryota; Metazoa; Arthropoda; Arachnida; Ixodida; Argasidae. Gene Ontology annotation, cellular component: endoplasmic reticulum membrane. Gene Ontology annotation, molecular function: mannose-ethanolamine phosphotransferase activity. Gene Ontology annotation, biological process: GPI anchor biosynthetic process. The transcript is spliced from 27 exons. The coding region runs from base 459 to 3365 and encodes 968 amino acids.